Molecule: messenger RNA, 7871 nt
Organism: Nerophis lumbriciformis (worm pipefish)
Lineage: Eukaryota; Metazoa; Chordata; Actinopteri; Syngnathiformes; Syngnathidae
Gene: sntg1
Product: syntrophin, gamma 1
Cellular component (GO): dystrophin-associated glycoprotein complex; intracellular anatomical structure
Molecular function (GO): protein binding; structural molecule activity
Source: RefSeq, a predicted model, not a curated record
GCGGACUAGUGCGGACACGACCAAGUGGACCGGACGCUGGUUUGCGCACCGCCCAUCUCCCCUAUCACCGGCUUCAGUCGUCUGUUGGCGGCGCGAUGCGAGGCAGCAGGGCGGGCGGAGAUGUUGACGGAGAGCGACCCCCUCUGUAGCCGGCAGUGAUGGACUAAAAUCGCCGUGUCUUUUUUUUUUUUUCUUGUCUACCUCCAUCUCGCUUCCUUCCAUCUCUCGCCAGAGCCGUGCGGAGCGAGCAGGAUGUGGGCGAUGCUGCCACAAGGGAUUCAUUGUGGCUUCACUCAGAUGAACACCCGUUGCAUGCCUUGAAACAGGAGAGUGUUUUUUUUCUGCACCUGUUCAAUCAGGAGAUUUUGCUCUGCAGCAGCUCAUCACCUGAAAGUGGCACUGGAAUGAUACCCUGAGGUGCACCGCCCUAAGCCAGGCCCCUGGAGAGGCGACGGAGAUCGCUGUCUCCAUCCCCUUCUUUCUGCGCCUCCACUAUUAAAGCGCCACUGUGAUGCGGGGAAGGACCCCUCUGAUCUGGGAUCAGCCGGGUGUUAGAUGGCCUGAUCUCAACAUCAAAACAGCUGGGGGAGGGCCUCUCUAGUGAACAUCCCUCUACCACUGCGCGGUAGCACAUGGAUUUCAAGACCUCAAAUGAAGAGACAAAGACUGGGAUUUAUUUGAUGCAAGAAGGUAAUGAGGAGCCGUUUAAUAUUCGACUGCACUUGGCUAAAGAUAUUCUGACCAUUCAGGAGCAAGAUGUCAUCUGUGUGUCGGGAGAACCUUUCUAUUCCAGCGAGAGGACUGUAACGAUCCGGAGACAGACGAUCGGAGGGUUUGGCCUCAGCAUCAAGGGUGGUGCGGAGCAUAAAAUCCCCGUGGUGGUAUCCAAAAUAUCCAAAGAACAAAAAGCGGAACUCUCUGGGCUGCUUUUCAUUGGCGAUAGCAUCCUGCAGAUAAAUGGAAUAAACGUGAGAAGCUAUCGCCACGAGGAAGUGGUUCAGGUUUUGAGAAACGCUGGUGAAGAAGUCACCCUUACUGUUUCUUUUCUAAAGAAGACUCCAGCCUUCCUCAAACUGCCUCUUUGUGAGGACUGCACGUGUAUCCCCAGUGACCAGAGCAGUGGGACCUCAUCUCCUUUGUGUGAUAGCGGCCUGCACUUGAACUACCAUCCUAAUAACACGGAUACGCUGUCCUGCUCGUCGUGGCCCACGUCCCCUGGGCUCCGCUGGGAGAAAAGAUGGGUGGAUCUCCGCCUCAUACCGCUGUUGCACUCUCGCCUCUCUCAGCACAUGCCGGGCUCUGACGUGUGCAGAAAAAAUGCUUUCCAGGUCAUUGCUGUGGACGGCGUGUGCAGCGGCGUGCUCCAGUUCCCCUCGCCCGAGGACUGCUUGGACUGGCUUCAGGCCACGGGCGGCAACAUCUCCAAUCUCACCAAGCACAACGUGAAGAAGAUCAACCGCAAUUUUCCAGUCAACCAGCAGAUCAUCUACAUGGGCUGGGCCGACGAGAAGGAGCAGGACUCAGUCCAGGACCGAAUGUACUCGCCAAAGUUUCUGGCUUUAAGGGGUUCCUCUCUUUUUAAGUUCUGUGCUCCUCCGGUGACAACAUGGGACUGGACCCGAGCAGAGAAAAGCUUUACUGUUUAUGAAAUCAUGUGCAAGAUUUUAAAGGACAACGACCUGGUGGACAAGCGGCAGCACUGCUUCAGCGUGCAAACAGAGAGCGGCGAGGAUAUGUUCUUCGGCGUGGAGCUCGAGUCGGAGCUGCUGGUUUGGGAAAAGGCCUUCCAGAUGGCCACUUUCCUGGAAGUGGAGAGGAUACAGUGUAAAACGUACGCCUGUAUCAUGGAGAGCCACCUUAUGGGACUAACUGUUGACUUCAGCAUGGGCUUCGUGUGCUUUGAUGCCGCUUCUAAGGCUGUUCUGUGGAGAUACAAGUUCUCUCAGCUGAAAGGAUCAUCAGAUGACGGCAAAAGCAAGAUCAAGUUUUUAUUCCAAAACCAAGACUCCAAAUCCAUCGAAGCAAAGGAACUGGAGUUUUCCAACCUAUUUGCGGUGCUUCACUGCAUUCACGCUUUCUUCGCUGCCAAAGUGGCGUGCCUUGACCCCGUGUUUGUGGAGAGCCAGGCCACAGCCGCCAACGCCGGCAUCCCUUCUCUGUCGAGCCUCUCGUGCAAUUCGCACACUCCCAAACUAAAAUUCACCACUUGACGCAGCACCUCUGGAUUAGUCACGACUCUGUAGCUUAAGAUGGGAGAAAGACAAAAAAUACUUCAUAAAGACUUCCUCAGGGGAAAAAAAGUCUGGAAUUUCUCAUAAAGCCUUUCUGGGACUUUGAGAAUACAAAAAGACUCAAUGGACACCAAGUGUGCAAUGUGAACAUCUUUUUAGGCCAACCUUCUGGGACAUCCUUAUUAUUAGUAAAAUUAUUAUGAUCCACACAUCACAACAAGAAAAAACAAGUGGUCUACUUUUGUAUGAACGCUUACUGAGGUUUUGGAAGGAUAUCUCUGCUCACUUUUGGUUUGCUUGCACUAUAUGUGCAAAAGGGGACAUACAUCUUCAAUUAUUUAGGGAUCCAGGGGUUCGCUCCCUUUUUAUUUGUAUUUGUGUUACUUCUGGAAAAGUGAGAUUUAAUUAUGUCCAUCAAAAAUAUAACAGUUUAUUCCUCGAAGUGUGACACAUUGUCAUCUAGUUUUAUGAUUUAAUUUAAACAAAUAAGGUGGCACAAUUGUGAUAAAUAGAAUUAUUCUACACUUCCUGUCCGGACUGUUAAAAUUCCCAGCGUAAUUAAAUGCGUCACAACAGGGGGUUCUCUCCCUUUUUAUUUGUAUUUGUGUUACCUAUGGAAAAGUGAGAUGUAAUGAUGUCCAUCAAAAAUACAACAGUUUAUUCCUCGAGGUGUGACACAUGGUCAUCUCGAUUUAUGAUUUAAUUUAAACAAAUAAGGUGACACAAUUGUGAUAAACAGAAUUCUUCCACACUUCCUGUCCGAACUAUUAAAAUUCCCAGGGUACUUAAAUGCGUCAUAACAAAGCACGUCCACGUGACAUCCUUCUCUUCUUCAGUUGGUCAGCCGUGGGCGCGCAACAAUUCAUCCAUCCAUUUUCUACUGCUUGUCCCUCUCAGGGUAGCGGGGGUGGCUGGAGCCUAUCCCAGCUGCAUUCGGGCGGAAGGCGGGGUGAACCCUGGACAAUAAAUGAAACUUAAAAUAUUGAUAUGACUAAUGGAACAGACAUAAUUACACGAGCAAACUACAAGUACAUUUCAAGAGGAAGUGGCGGUGAAAAUCAGUGCUAACUGCUAGCAAACACAAAGAAGAAUUGUUCAGGUAAGUCACCGGUUGUAUUUAUUUCCUAAUUGUAGUUACGUCAACAAUAUGUUGUUUAGACUCUUACUUGAUGAGUUUGUCUGAUGGAGCUGCUUUCAAACCACACAAACGAGCACCCUUAAAUACAGCUGCCAUGUAAAAAUAGCAGUCGACAACAACUGUACAAACGGUGAUGGGCAAGCUACAAGGAAAAUGUAGUUAACUAAGCUACUACUUACUCUCAAUUAAAUGUAGCUAAGCUACGGGGUGAACUAUCCCCACAGAACUGUAGAAAGCUACACUACAAGUUACACGGCAAAAGUAGCCUACUACAUCAGGGGUCCCCAAACUAUGGCCCGCCAGCGUCAAAAAUCCAGCCGGUUAAAGGGGAACAUUAUCACAGUUUCAGAAGGAUUAAAACCAUUAAAAAUCAGUUCCCAGUGGCUUAUUUUAUUUUUCGAAGUUUUUUUCAAAAUUUUACCCAUCACGCAAUAUCCCUAAAAAAAGCUUCAAAGUGCCUGAUUUUAACCAUCGUUAUAUACACCUGUCCAUUUUCCUGUGACGUCACACAGUGAUGCCAAUACAAACAAACAUGGCGGAUAGAACAGCAAGGUAUAGCGACAUUAGCUCGGAUUCAGACUCGGAUUUCAGCGGCUUAAGCGAUUCAACAGAUUACGCAUGUAUUGAAACAGAUGGUUGUAGUGUGGAGGCAGGUAGCGAAAACGAAAUUGAAGAAGAAACUGAAGCUAUUGAGCCAUAUCGGUUUGAACCGUAUGCAAGCGAAACCGAUGAAAACGACACGACAGCCAGCGACACGGGAGAAAGCGAGGACGAAUUCGGCGAUCGCCUUCUAACCAACAAUUGGUAUGUGUUUGUUUGGCAUUAAAGGAAACUAACAACUAUGAACUAGGUUUACAGCAUAUGAAAUACAUUUGGCAACAACAUGCACUUUGAGAGUGCAGACAGCCCAUUUCAGGCGCGCUAAGAACAUAUAUUUUUCCACCAUUUCAGCACUCAGGUUAACCAUACUUAAAUAGACACAAAAUACUGCAUUACACAAGACUACCCGAAUGUACUCGAAUGAUUGAAAAAAAUAAAUGUUUUUAAGCUAAAUUAUUGGUAAACACAGUUUAUGUAUAAUAAUUUACGUAAAACCGCGAGUAAUGAAUAAAGUUUUCAUCAAUUAAUAUAUUCUGUAGACAUACUCUCAUCCGCUCUCUUUUCCUGAAAGCUGAUCUGUCCAGUUUUGGAGUUGAUGUCAGCAGGCCAGGGAAGCUAGGGUCGAUAUUCUUCUCUUGAUCAUCUUCGGUGGCAUAAGGGACGGUAGAAGUGGUGUGAGCCAAGACAUCCAGGGGGUUUAGCUCGCUCGUCUGCGGGAACAAACUGCCGCCAUUGCUUGCCGUGGUACCGAGGUCCUUUGUCCCUGAAUAGCUCACACACUCCGGUAGAUUCAAUGGGGGUCUGGCGACAGAUUUCUUUGACUUUAUCGUUGGAAAUGCAUCUGCUUUGAGUGUCGCAGGAUAUCCACACAUUCUUGCCACCUCUGUCGUAGCAUAGCUUUCGUCGGUAAAGUGUGCGGAACAAACGACUGACCAUUUCGUCAGCUUACCCCACACCCUCGUAUUUUGAACAAAUUUCGUCCAAUUUCUUGCCACUUUCGCAUCUUUGGGCCACUGGUGCAACUUGAAUCCGUUCCUGUUCGUGUUGUUACAUCCUCCGACAACACACCGACGAAAGUGAGAAAAUGGCGGAUUGGUUCCCGAUGUGACGUCACAACGUGACGUCAUCGCUCCGAGAGCGAAUAAUAGAAAGGCGUUUAAUUCUUCAAAAUUCACCCAUUUAGAGUUCGGAAAUCGGUUAAAAAAAUAUAUGGUCUUUUUUCUGCAACAUCAAGGUAUAUAUUGACGCUUACAUAGGUCUGGUGAUAAUGUUCCCCUUUAAAAAAAUAUAUUUUUAUUUUAUUUUAUUAUUAUUAUUAUUAUUAUAUUUAGAAAUCUGUCCUUUCUAAUCCAUUUUCUACGGCUUGAUACUCUCGGUGACUCCUAGCCGCUCAGUCUAAAAAUGCACUUUCCCAUCGACAACGUGACAUCAUCGCGAGCGCGCGGCAAGUGCGCGCUCUUUCAGUCAAUUAGUUUGCUAGGAAUUUAUAUAUGUAAAAUAUGUGCAGCCCGGCCAAAUUGCUUUAACGCAUUGCGGCCCCCGAGUCAAAAAGUUUGGGGACCCUUGUACUACAUCAACAAUACAUAUUGAUUAAUCUCAAAUUAAUGUACAACUUUCCACCAAACAAAUCGGCAGAGAAUAAAUGCGCAGUUUGAUAGUUUAUUUUAGUUAACACAAACUGGAAACAUGCCCUCUGUCUGGCUUUUUUAACAUAUGAACAUUUCUUUUAACUUGCAAAGUUGGGGUACCUUUUACAAAAUUAGGGGGGGGGCACUGGAAACAAAUUCAAUCAAAGGCAGUGAAACAAUAACAAUAAUAUUAAAUAAACCCCAAAAUAUAUGCUCUAUUGCAGUGGUUCUUAACCUUGUUCGAGGUACCGAACCCCACCAGUUUCAUAUGCGCAUUCACCGAACCCUUCUUUCGUGAAAAAUAAUUUUUUAGGAUGGAUGGAUUUGCAUUCCAUUUUCUCUCUUUGUAGCUUUUAUGGACACUACUUCGUUACAUGGGUCUAAAAGUAGCUAAGCUACACCAGUCACUAGUGGUUCAAAAAGUACAGCCAUGCUACUGGGAAAUGUAGUUAAGCUACUUGUGGCUCGUUAACGCCCAUCACUGUGUAAAAAGAACUAAAAACUAACAAAAAUUACUCAUUGCACAAUCAAUGCGAGUAUUAAGCUUGUAAGGUCCAUAUGAGUAUGUUUGGAUGAGUUGGGUGUGAAAGAACAAGUCUAUUAAACACCCUUAGGCCCCGUUUACACUGCACACCAAAUCAGAUUUUUUUUAGCCCUCAAGUGACACAGAUCUGAUUUAUUUAUUUUUUUGCCAGUCAAAACGCUCCAAGGUAUUUCAAAUCUGAUCUUUUGGCAUCAGGUUCAGGCCACAUCAGGAGGUAGUCCGAUUGGAAUCUGAUCUUUUCAAAUGUGACUUCAGUCUAAACGCAGUGUGACCUCAAUGUGAUUUUUUCCGUCAGCUUUGGGUGAGCUUUGUCACUCGUGUGCGCCGGGAAAGAUUCAGUCGCCAGCGGAAGUGGAUUUUUCAUCACAACAUCUGGUUUCGGUGAGAAAAGUCUAUUUAAGACGACCGAGGGUUAUACAUUUAUUAUAGUGCGCAAAUAAUAGGUUAUAUGUAAUAAGUAAAUAUAUAUUUUGAUUCCGAAGAAAUAGCGAUUGUUGAAGGACCGGAAUUGGCGCUGUGGCUUAUUUGCUUACAUGUGAGUUGAAAAAUAAAGCUCACGUAGAUCCACGCUGAUGUCCGUCUCUCCUCUACUUAACAGCCAUUAAGGGAUUAGACCCCUCCCAAAUAUAUUACACUAUAUACAUCCAUUCAUACAUUAUAUAUAUAUAUAUUUUUUUUUUCACGUUAAAAAAAACACUAAUUUUGGCCAACAGUGUAUACAAAGUCUUAGAAGUAGGUCUCCCAAUACUUUUGUCCAUAUAGUGUACUCUAGUAGCAGGAGCAAAUUGUCUACCGCUGAUUUAAUUACAUUCAAUAAUAGGCUCAUCUCUACGUCAUAACUAGUAAACGUCACUAGAAAAGUAGACUUACUUUCCCAACAAUGUGUAAAUAAGCAUUGACCUUAGAAAAUGACAAUUCAUUUGUAGAAGUACUGUUAGUCCGGGGUGUCAAACGUGAAGCGCCACUGAGGAGGGUUUAGUUAUGUUUGUUAUAUACUGUGUAUGUAUAUAUUUGCCACAAUAUAGAUUGCAGGAUUUGGCAAGUAAUUGAGUAUGUUAAAGCCCUCAAAAAGAUUAUUUAUUUGCCAAAAUGAUAUUAAUAGUAAAGACUAAAAAUUGUUCCCUUUGUCAUUUAUACCACAAAGCUAAACAUUUUUUGCUUAGUAUAAAUUGACCCACGUUGGAUUCGUUUUUAGCAUAGUGGCUCACAGUGGAAAAUGUGUGGACACACCCCUGCUCUGUGUAGUAUUCUCUAAGUCAUUUAUUAUUAACUCUAUGGACCAACUUAGAAUAAUAUAAUGAGCUAUGAUUGUUUACUUUUAUUUCCUGGAUAUAUUUUGACUCCAGUUUGUAAAUACUGAUAGAAAUACUUAAUAAAUAAUACUUCUUAUAUUAGAAGACCACUCAAUGGUAUGAGAUGCCAUUUUAAAAUAAUUCAGCUCUGCUCCAAUUUGGACUUCUGAAGUCGAAUAUAUUGCAAAUAAUCCCAUAGCUCCUCUGAGUAUAUCAACUCUCGGGGGUCAAAUUGGGGUCAUGGCAGAGUGAUUCACAGUCUUGAGUUUUGAGGGAAUGAGCUGUUUGUGCACGAAUGAGGCUUCUUGUGCUUUGUAAAGAUCUUGGUUGGCAUUAUUUACCCUUCAAAAACACAGGAUUUUAAGAGAAUGGAGUGGAUUUUAUUUUUUGGCAGAUGUUUUAUUAACAAAUAUACUGUGUCAUAAAUAAUAAAUGAGA